CAGAUGUGGUACUUGUUGUUCAUCGUGUUUGUGACCUACUCCAUGCUGCCCCUCCCCCUCCGCUGGGGCAUCCUGGCCAACUCCUUCACCGCCCUCACCCACCUCAUACUUAUAAGCGUACAACUAUAUAAACCUAAAUCACUCUCUUGUUUACAUGAUCAGGGGCCAGCUCUGGUAGUGCCGGUGCUGUCGAACAUCACGCUCUACGUGGCCAUCAACUUCGCCGGGAUGUACACCAAGUACCUGACUGACCGCACCCAGAGGAAGGCCUUUCUGGAGACUCGCCGCGCCAUGGAGAUGAGAUGCCGCACACAGAAGGAGAACGAACGCCAGGAGAAGCUGUUACUUUCAGUACUGCCGAGGUUCGUGGCGUUGGAGAUGAUCCGGGACAUAGCGCGGGAGGACGAACGGGGUGAGUUCCAGCCCUCACAGUUCCACAAGAUCUACAUCCACCGAUACGAGAACGUCUCCAUACUCUUCGCUGACAUCAAAGGGUUUACAGCCCUCAUGAGUCAGUGCAGUGCCCAGGAACUUGUCAGAGUCCUCAAUGAUCUCUUCGCCCGCUUUGACCGUCUGGCUAGUGAAAACCACUGCCUCAGGAUCAAGCUGCUGGGGGACUGUUACUACUGCGUGUCUGGGUUACCUGAAGCGAGGUCAGACCACGCCCAGUGCACCGUUGAGAUGGGCCUCCAUAUGAUCCGGGCCAUCAAACUCGUGAGGCAGAGAACCCAGGUCGAUCUCAACAUGAGGAUCGGUAUCCACUCCGGGGCGGUGCUGUGUGGGGUGCUAGGCCUCCGCAAGUGGCAGUUUGACGUGUGGUCCUACGACGUCACCCUGGCCAACCACAUGGAGUCCGGCGGCAUACCAGGCCGUGUCCACGUGUCGAAAGCCACACUGGGAUGUCUCAAAGGGGUGUACGAAGUGGAGCCUGGACAUGGCAAGCAACGGGACCAGUACCUCAAGGAUCAUGGCGUGGAGACAUUCCUCAUCAAGCGAGUGGAGCCUCUACACCCCAGGCGUCGAGGACCACGGUUCUCCCGGUCCAGACUUUGGUCAGAGGACGAGCGGAACAACUGCAUCUCUCAGAGGGUGUCCUCUGGUGGCACCACAACCUCCAGCUCCCCUGUUCACCGUCACCCCAGGGGGCCCUCCACCAACCAUCAACAACACAACUCAAACAGCAUCAUUAUCCGCCACCUGAACCAAAACGAGACAAUCAGCGAGUGUAACAAUGGCCACACAGUCUCCACCACUACUGCCGCCCCCACCAUCAACAGAACAGCCUCCACAGAGACAGAUAACGGGGAUGAAGGAAGUAGGAAGUCAGAUGGAGGACAGGGGAGCAGAACAGGGUCGCCAGUACAGAUGGAUGAGGAGAACACCAUAGACUGGACUCCUGAAAUACCAUUUGGAAAUCUGGAGAUGGACUGGGAGGAUGAAAUGUUUCCGGAAGACGAAUCUACUGACUUCCUUGAGGAGGAGGACGAGGACACAGAGGCGGGACAGUUCACCAAUCCCUCCUCUAACUUUAUUCAUGAGGUGGACAACUUGAUGGACAAUAGUAUAGAAAUUGAGUCCAACAAACGGAUGAGAGCAGAACACAUGCAUCCCAUCACACUCACAUUCAAGGAUCUUAAAAUGGAGGAGAUGUACCACCAGGUCCGCGCUGACCUGUUGAAGAGCAAUGUUGUCUGUACCUGCAUUAUCUGGGUGCUUAUCGUCAUCUGUCAGUCCAUUGUGGUUCAAGAUGUGACUGUCUUGUUAGCACCCUUCGUGCCUGCAACCAUCCUUCUAUCAGUUGGUUUGUUGUUGGUGAUGGCGGAAGAAUUCCCACGUUUGCCUACGAGCCUUCGGCGCUUGUCCACUCGCCUAGCACGGGCAACCUUUGGCAGGAAAGCCUUCAUCUGUGCUCUCAUGGCCAUAAUAUCUGUGCCAUCAAUGCUUACUUUGAUUCUUGUCCAGUCAGGCUGCUCCGAGCCAAAAAAUACAUUUCAUGUAUCUUUUGGCUCGCCAACAAGUUUUGAAGCUUCCAGUAUCACAUUGAUGGAAGAUCAAAAUCACAUGGGACCUCUGCAGCCACUGAGUGAUGGCAGUCCACUUCUAGUGAAAGAUAAUGAAUCUGACUUUCCCUUAUCACUAGUAAAAGAACCAAAACAUAUCACUUUACAGACCAGCAAUAUUAAGGAUAUUAGAAAUUUCUACCACACAACUUAUGAUAUAAAUUUCCCAAUUUUAAGUACCUCCAAUAUUCAUCCUGGAAAUGUGGAUUAUUUAGAUGGUUUGGAGGAAAGCCGUUUAACACACAAAGUAGGAAAUAAGCGAAAACUUGCCGAUGGCUCUGAAACAUUAACUGGUGACAAGCUCAGUCGUGGUGAGAGGGCCACUGACAGUGUUUCUUUUAACAUUACUUCACCAAGAUAUGUUAAUACUAAAUUAGACUUGAUACCUAAGUUCAGAAACAGAGAUAGAGACUUUGUUAGUGCAAAUAAACUUCGUAAUUCUGUAAGUGCCAAACUUCAAACCAGAAAGUUUCCCUUACAAGUCACAAACCAUAUAAGGAAUAGUUACAGCAGUGAUUUAAGAACUAGAAUGCGUCGUCAUAAUGAUAAAAAGUUAAUUAAGGUAAAAACAGACAGUACUAAUGUACAUGAUACAGCAACUUUUGAUGCUCAAGUGAAUAAAUCAAAGGUUCAAAGCAGAAAAGAAAUUAUCCCUUUGGACCUGACUGAUAUUGCAUUUGAACAUCUAAAUUUGGAAAAUGCAACUGUGUUAAGCACCCAGCCUACUGAUCCAGAACAUCUGUACUGUAUGUACCCGCAGUACUUCGUCUAUACAUGGGUGUUAUGUAUGGUUGCACUCGCAUCCUUCCUCAAGUUAAACUAUCUUGUCAAGACGAUGGUUUUGGUGUUUAUGGUAGCCUGCUAUGGCUUCCUAAUUAUUAAAUUCAACUCAAUCUUCGAUCCUGUAUACAGAAUGACAGUGCUGCUUGUACUGUUUUUCUUUAUGGUAUCAUACCACGGCCGCCUGGUUGAAAUUACCUCUCGACUCGACUUUGUCUGGAAACAACAAGCCUUAAGGGAGCUAACAGACAUGAGUGAAUGUCGUCUGUACAACACCCAACUCCUGAAGAACAUUCUUCCAGACCAUGUAGCCAAUUACUUUCUCUCAGAAGAUAGGAAAGGGGAGGAAUUGUUUUCAAAGGCCUAUGAAAAUGUUGGAGUGUUGUUUGCAUCAAUUCCUAACUUCACACAGUUUUACUCAGAAGAUGUCAACAGAGGAAUGGAAUGCAUUAGAUUACUCAAUGAAAUAAUAGCUGACUUUGAUGAGGCACUGGAUGAAGACCGCUUUACUUGCAUUGAGAAAAUUAAGACCAUUGGCAGCACAUACAUGGCAGCUUCUGGACUUAACCCCACUGAAAAGGAUGCUGAGGACAGUCACGCCCACUUGUGUGCCCUCGUAGACUUCGCUCUUGAGAUGAAAGCUCGGCUUGAAGAUGUGAACAAACAUUCUUUCAACAACUUCAGAUUGCGAGUGGGCAUUAGUCAUGGACCAUUGGUUGGAGGUGUGAUCGGGGCCAAAAAGCCUGUGUUUGACGUAUGGGGCAACACUGUCAAUGAGGCCUCUAGAAUGGAUUCCACAGGUGCCAGUGAUACCAUCCAGAUACCCAAAGAGACGGCUCAGAUAUUAAACUUUCGAGGAUUCAGGCUGCAAUAUCGGGGUAAAAUAUCGGUGAAAGGAAAGGGGGAGAUGGAUACUUACUUCGUGUUAGGACGAAAGUCUUCACGUCAGACGCCCUUCAGCCGCCAUCCGUCCACUUAUAAUUCCCUUGCUGAGGUGGUUUAUGGAAUGUUCCAGGCACGCAAGAAGCAGACCAUUAAGAGAAGCAAUACAACAGUGAAGAGGGAUCGUCAGAGGAAAGUCUCGCCUUCAGAAACAGGCACAUCAACUGCUCCUACUGGCCUUGGGACCCGUGACUUCACUCCAGGACUGUCUCGCAGAGGAGGCAGACUAGAGAAAACUGCAUCCUCACAUCACAACCUCCGUAGCUUAUCUAGAGAUGACCAUCGACAAGAGAUUGCGAGUAGAGGGCAUGACGAAGCUGUGUAGCUGUGACCAGGGAGACCUUACAUAGUAGAUAUGAAUCCUACUUGGCAGCUUAAGUUAAGAUCCUGUACAUCAUGAUAGAAAGUACACAAUAGGCCACAAGUAAAUUUGUGCACAGGUUAGAAAAAAGCAGUUCAUUCAGAAUUCCAGGAAAAUUAUAGCCCUUUUCCAAAGCUAACCCACACAAGCGUGGAAAAUGGCCGUAAAACAGAUUGGAAACUGGUUGUGAAAUACUGGCUAAUAUUGAAGCAGGUGGAUAAGCUAAGGCUAAUACCAAAUCAUGGGACUUACUUAUGGCAAAAACUUAUCAAACAGAAGUAAGGUGAAAUACUUGUCAUAUAACCGAGACACUGUUAAGUACAGUGGAUUCUUGAUAAUUCGCGCGUUAGGUGCCAGAAGACACUGUGAAUUAUCAAAUUGAUUUAAAUGAAAAUAAUGAGUUAGGUUCCAGAGGCCAAAAUGUUUUAAAACUACUUUAAUAAAUACUAAAUAUCGUACAUAAUACAUUCCAUAGAAAUUACAGUAAUACAGCUAUUAUACCAAAGGUAGUUUUAUAUUACAUAAACAGCUUCUUCCAUUCUCAUAAUCAUCCUCUGGGUAACACCUUUAAACCAACACAGAGACUGGCUGGCUUGUCAGCUGUUCACCAAGAAUUUAACACAACUGAAUAACACGUAAGGGGUUGAGUGUAGGGUUUAUUUUCUCAGGAAAAUUCCUUAUUAUACAAUAUUUUUAUUUUAUUAUACCACCACCAAAUGAAUGCAAAUAAUAUAGGAAUUAUGGUGCAAUUGCAUACUGUAGUAAUGAAGGGGCCAGCCACACAUCUCUCCCUCACACAAUUCAUGUUUUCUUUUUUUUAUAUCUUUAUAUUAUAAUUGUCUCAAAUUAUAAAGUUUUUAUCGCGAAAUUUAAAAGAAAUUCGUAAUAGAAGUACCCGCGAAUUUAAGGAUAGCCUGUACAAAUUUGUACUUCAUGAAUUAUCAGGAUUCCACUGUAGCACUGUUCAUAGUAAAUGCCAUUUAGAAAGGGAACAAACUAUUGGCAAAUAGACAAGGCAGGACAGUACAAUACCUUGACUCCCAGAAAUGGUUUUGUCCCAAAACUUGGGGUAUGUGUGCUGCAGAAAUGCUUCCAACACAAUCAUAGCCUGACUGGUUGCACCGAACCAGAAAUAUGCCCUCAUAAUUUAUUAGUUUGACUCCAUCUACCUAUUUUAACAUGCUAAUUGAAAAUGUUUUAUACACUUAUUCUUAUAUACAGUAAUCAACUUGUGCUUCUCCAGGUGAUUUCGAAUAGUUUGAAAUGAUUGCUUCCAGUAAUUUGCCUACAAUUGAUGUGAGACUGAUUGGACGGUAGUUAGAGGAUAGUAAUCUAUCUCCCUUCUU
Molecule: messenger RNA, 5489 nt
Organism: Homarus americanus (American lobster)
Lineage: Eukaryota; Metazoa; Arthropoda; Malacostraca; Decapoda; Nephropidae
Gene: Adcy8
Product: adenylyl cyclase 78C-like
Exons: 22
Coding region: 4-4107 (1367 amino acids)
Biological process (GO): adenylate cyclase-activating G protein-coupled receptor signaling pathway; cAMP biosynthetic process; intracellular signal transduction
Cellular component (GO): plasma membrane
Molecular function (GO): adenylate cyclase activity
Source: RefSeq, a predicted model, not a curated record